CAUCAAGGGACUGACUCCAUAGUACACAUCGAACUUCCUUUUUAACUAACACCCUUCCUUCUUUAUUUUCAACGCCCAAAUCAAUCAAUCGAUCUCUACACUCCCACCCACACACUCAUGGCGACGUUUUCCUCAACCUCAUCGGCACAUUGUGCAUCGUCAUCACCGGCUUUUUCCAAUAAUAAUCGGCUUCAUCAUCAUCGUACAGUCUCAUCAUCCUCGAUUCGUUUUAAACAACGUUUUCCCAGGUGUUUUUCUGUUAAACAAUCAUCAAAAGCUGUUCAUCUGCAACAAGAUGGUGCAUCAACUAUGAAAGUGUCCCCUGUUAAAGACGACAAUCCCGCUAAGAUAUUAAAAGACGGAAUAUUAUCUGUCCCACCUGUCACACCUCCCGAAGAAAGCAUAGACAACGCUAAAUUUGACUUCGACAAAGAAAACUCAACCGUCAGUAUAACCGUGGUUGGUGCAUCCGGUGAUCUUGCAAAGAAGAAGAUAUUUCCCGCACUUUUCGCACUUUAUUAUGAAGGCUGUCUCCCCAAGCAUUUCACUAUAUUUGGAUAUGCACGUAGUAAGAUGAGUGAUGCUGAACUUAGAACUAUGGUUAGCAAGACGCUUACAUGCAGAAUCGAUAAAAGGGAGAAUUGUGGUGAAAAGAUGGAUCAGUUUCUCGAAAGAUGUUUCUACCACCCGGGUCAAUACGACUCCCAAGAAAACUUCUUGGAGCUCGACAAAAAGCUAAAGGAGCAUGAGGAUGGAAGGGUGGCAAACCGUCUUUUUUAUCUGUCAAUUCCACCGAACAUUUUCAUAGACGCGGUUAAAUGUGCCAGCACAUCUGCGUCUGCAGCAAAUGGAUGGACAAGGGUAAUCGUCGAAAAGCCAUUUGGUCGGGAUUCCGAAUCUUCCGCUGCAUUAACGAGGUCCCUCAAGCAAUACUUGGACGAGGAUCAAAUUUUCAGGAUAGAUCAUUAUCUCGGGAAAGAGUUGGUGGAGAAUCUUUCGGUUCUUCGUUUUUCUAACCUGAUUUUUGAACCCCUGUGGUCAAGGCAAUAUAUAAGAAAUGUGCAAUUCAUUUUCGCUGAAGAUUUUGGCACCGAAGGACGAGGAGGAUACUUUGACAACUAUGGAAUUAUUAGAGACAUUAUGCAAAACCAUCUGCUUCAGAUACUGGCCCUUUUCGCCAUGGAAACUCCCGUCAGCUUGGAUGCCGAAGAUAUCAGAAACGAAAAGGUAAAAGUUCUACGUUCUAUGAGGCCUUUACGUCUUGACGAUGUGGUAACAGGACAAUACAAGAGUCACACAAGAGGGGGUGUUAAGUACCCUGCUUAUACCGAUGAUAAAACCGUACCAAACGACAGUUUAACACCGACUUUUGCCGCUGCUGCUCUUUUUAUCGAUAAUGCCAGAUGGGACGGAGUACCCUUUUUAAUGAAGGCCGGAAAGGCUUUGCAUGAUCGUAGGGCUGAAAUCCGAGUGCAAUUCAGACAUGUACCCGGUAAUUUGUACAACAAGAAUAUCGGGACGGAUCUUGAUCUAGCAACAAACGAGCUUGUUAUUCGAGUGCAGCCCGAUGAGGCUAUAUAUCUCAAGAUCAAUAACAAAGUCCCCGGUUUGGGGAUGAGAUUGGACCGAAGCAACCUUAAUCUUCUCUACGCAGCAAGAUACGAUAAGGAGAUUCCGGAUGCGUAUGAAAGACUUCUAUUAGAUGCAAUUGAAGGUGAAAGAAGACUUUUUAUACGCAGUGAUGAAUUAGAUGCGGCUUGGUCGUUAUUCACUCCUGUACUAAAAGAGCUUGAAGAAAAGAAAACUGUACCGGAAUAUUACCCGUAUGGAAGCCGGGGUCCGGUUGGGUCCCACUAUCUUGCUGCAAGAUACAAGGUUCGAUGGGGCGAUGUUGGUUCAGAGCAGUGAUCAAGCUCAGCACCAUAUAUGUGUUUUUGUUUUUAAUUUGCAAGAUUUUGAUUGUGGGUGAAAAAGUUUAGAUGUUUAGGGGGUGUAUGGUUUAAGGAAUUAAGUAGCAAUAAGCCAAGAAAUAUGUUGUUGCAUGUCUUCCAUUUUCGGAACUUUAAUGAAGGAGACUUCUUUGGUUUUUUA
This is a messenger RNA of Helianthus annuus (common sunflower), 2091 nucleotides long. Its product is annotated as glucose-6-phosphate 1-dehydrogenase, chloroplastic. Gene Ontology annotation, cellular component: chloroplast stroma. Gene Ontology annotation, molecular function: glucose-6-phosphate dehydrogenase activity; NADP binding. The coding region runs from base 118 to 1908 and encodes 596 amino acids. The record is from RefSeq and is a predicted model, not a curated record. The transcript is spliced from 10 exons. Gene Ontology annotation, biological process: glucose metabolic process; pentose-phosphate shunt, oxidative branch. NCBI's taxonomy places the organism in Eukaryota, Viridiplantae, Streptophyta, Magnoliopsida, Asterales, Asteraceae.